Messenger RNA from Acipenser ruthenus (sterlet), 2682 nucleotides. Its product is annotated as ATP-binding cassette sub-family D member 3. Gene Ontology annotation, cellular component: peroxisome; peroxisomal membrane. Bases 107 to 2089 code for a protein of 660 amino acids. Gene Ontology annotation, biological process: very long-chain fatty acid catabolic process; peroxisome organization; fatty acid beta-oxidation. NCBI's taxonomy places the organism in Eukaryota, Metazoa, Chordata, Actinopteri, Acipenseriformes, Acipenseridae. The record is from RefSeq and is a predicted model, not a curated record. The transcript is spliced from 23 exons. Gene Ontology annotation, molecular function: ABC-type transporter activity; ATP hydrolysis activity; long-chain fatty acid transmembrane transporter activity.
GAUUGCGUAUGCCAAGCCGGGGCGCGUUAACCUCUCCUCCUUCCCAACAGAUCCACAUUCCCAGCAUGCUCCUUGCUAGUCCCUGACCGGCAUAGACUGUGGAAACAUGGCGGCGAUUAGCAAAUACUUGACAGCUAAAAAUUCCUCCAUAGCGAGCGCCGUUCUCAUCGCCCUAUACCUCCUGAAGCGGAGACGCAAUGCACAGAAUUACAGAAGUAAGAAAAGCGGACCAGACUCUUCGCUCUUAAAUAAUGAUAAAGAUGGCAAGAAAGAGAAGGCGGCGGUUGACAGAGUGUUCUUUGCAAGAAUCUGGAGAAUCGUAAAGAUUAUGGUGCCUCGAACCUUUUGCAAAGAGUCAGGAUAUCUGCUGCUCAUUGCUGUCAUGCUGGUGGCUCGAACAUAUUGUGACGUGUGGAUGAUUCAGAAUGGCACCUUGAUUGAAAGUGCAAUUAUUGGUCGUACUACAAAAGAUUUCAAGACCUACUUGUUCAACUUUAUCGCUGCCAUGCCACUGAUAGCCUUGAUAAACAAUUUCUUGAAGUUGGGGCUAAAUGAGCUGAAACUUCGAUUCCGUGUGAGGCUCACCAAACACCUUUAUGAUGAGUAUUUGAAAGGUUACACCUAUUACAAAAUGGGUAACCUUGACAAUAGGAUAGCCAAUGCAGACCAGCUGCUAACACAAGAUGUGGAGAGGUUCUGUAACAGCGUAGUGGACUUGUACUCGAACCUAAGCAAGCCACUGCUGGAUAUUUGCUUAUAUAUCUUUAAGCUGACAAGUGCGAUAGGUUUUCAGGGUCCUGCCAGCAUGAUGGCAUAUCUGAUUGUCUCAGGCCUCUUCCUUACACGUUUAAGGAGGCCUAUAGGCAAAAUGACAGUGACUGAGCAGAGAUAUGAAGGAGAGUACAGAUACGUCAACUCACGGCUCAUCACAAACAGUGAAGAAAUUGCCUUUUACAAUGGAAAUAUGAGAGAAAAGCAGACAAUCCACACCACUUUCAAGAGGCUGGUUGAUCAUUUGCACAACUUCAUCAUCUUCCGGUUCUCCAUGGGCUUUGUGGACAGUUUGAUUGCCAAGUACCUUGCCACAGUAGUCGGUUAUCUGGUGGUAAGCCGUCCUUUUCUGAAUCUGGCUCAUCCUCGCCACCUGAACAGCACACACUCAGAGCUGUUGGAGGAUUACUACCAAAGUGGACGUAUGUUGUUACGGUUGUCCCAAGCUCUGGGUAGGAUUGUGCUGGCUGGACGGGAGAUGACAAGAUUAUCAGGGUUCACAGCUCGCAUCACAGAAUUAAUGGAGGUGUUGAAAGAGCUUAACUCUGGCAAAUAUGAAAGAACCAUGGUUUCCCAGCAAGACAAAGGUCAGGAAGGUUUGAAAACAUUGUCACUGGCACCAGGCAGUGGAGAAAUCAUCAUCGCUGAUAAGAUUAUUAAGUUUGAUCAUACACCUCUGGCAACGCCCAAUGGAGAUGUUCUAAUCCAAGAUCUCUCCUUUGAGGUGAAAUCUGGUACGAAUGUUUUGGUCUGUGGUCCCAACGGCUGUGGAAAGAGUUCACUUUUCCGUGUUCUAGGAGAACUGUGGCCUUUGUUUGGUGGACGUCUCACCAAGCCUGAAAGAGGGAAGUUGUUUUACGUUCCGCAGAGGCCGUACAUGACCCUGGGCACACUCCGGGAUCAGGUCAUUUACCCAGACACCUAUGAAGACCAGAAGCGGAAAGGAAUUUCUGACCAGGUUCUGCAGGAGUAUCUGGACAAUGUGCAGUUGGGUCACAUCCUUGAACGGGAGGGGAGCUGGGAUAUUGUCCAGGACUGGAUGGAUGUUCUAAGUGGGGGAGAGAAACAGAGGAUGGCUAUGGCACGUCUGUUUUACCACAAGCCUCAGUUUGCCAUCUUGGAUGAAUGUACCAGUGCAGUCAGUGUUGAUGUUGAAGAUUUCAUCUACAGCCACUGCAGAAAGGUCGGCAUAUCCCUGUUCACAGUGUCUCACAGAAAGUCUCUGUGGAAACACCAUGAGUAUUACCUGCACAUGGAUGGAAGAGGAAGCUAUGAAUUCAAACCCAUAUCAACAGACACAAUUGAGUUUGGAUCAUAAAGCCCAGGACAUUUUGUUAAAGGAAUAUUCUAAAUAAUUCUGCACUUAAAGUUAACGAAAAAAAUAGGAAGUUUUUAAUUAUUUGUAACCUUGUCUGUUUUGAUGAUACUGUAUUUAAGUCCAAUAAUUCUGUAGUAUGUUGCUAACAAUUGUAUAUUUGGAUAUACUGUAAUUAUUACUUUACUAGGUUCCAGUAUAUGCAUUGGAAAUGCUAAUAUGUAUGGUUUGUAGAUUAUGGAUUAAUUAAUGAUUGGGAAUUAACCAUAUUAUGCUUAAUCAUUCAAAACAUUGUGCCCAUGCAAUUAUUCGUGUGAGAUGUAUAUUAAAAUCAUAACAUGGUAUUUCCUUGACCUGAAAAAAUAGUUUCUCCAUAAUCUACUCCCUGUUGACAUGUGUAAUUAGUAAAUCAAACCUUUCAGAUAAAAAUAGUGUAAUAAUCAAUGUGUGUUAGUUUUGGGACCUCUGUAAAACUAGGAUUUGUUUUAUACAGGACACUGUAUGGUAAUAACAUAAGAAUGCACUACAUAAUGGCAUGCAUUCAGGUAUGCAAUAAUUUCAACUAAAGUACUUUUUCAUUAAAAAGGCUAAAACAG